AGCACGCGCUCAGACAGCAACAAGAAGAAGAAGAAGUAACAACAUGGCGCAGAGCCGGACGCCUGUCACCCUCCUAACUAACUCCUACAGCGCCGCUACGCUCGUCUGACAGCCAAGGAAGGGUUGUGCCGGGCACCCGGAGCUCGCCGGAACACCCUCGACUCACUUCUGUGUCCUCUCGCGCGUGUUCUGGUUUCGACUGAAGGAGCGUCCGUUGACAGUUUUCGGUAACAUGAGCGAGUCCGUUAGCUGCUGCUCACCUGUGUGCUAACCUCGCUGCUUCUUCAAACACCUCGCUCGCAACGUAGGCAUGUCGGACAAUCAGAGCUGGAAUUCGUCCGGUUCCGACGAGGACCUGGAGCCCAGAGACGACCCCGGACAUCCCGUUGGUAUCUCGGAGUUCAGCGGAGUUCUCAGCAAGUGGACGAACUACAUCCACGGCUGGCAGGAUCGUUGGGUGGUUCUCAAAAACAACACGCUAAGCUACUACAAGUCCCAGGAUGAGACAGAGUACGGCUGCCGGGGUUCUCUCUGCCUCAGCAAAGCUGUCAUUACUCCACAUGAAUUCGACGAGUGCCGUCUGGACAUCAGCGUGAACGACAGCGUGUGGUACCUCCGAGCCCAAGACCCGGAGCACCGGCACCAGUGGAUCGACUCCAUCGAGCUGCACAGAAGUAUCAGAGAGGGAAGGCGAGACAAGGGAGGAGUCCAGGGAACAGUAAUCAUCCCUCCACCUCUGGUGGACUCCGGGUACGGGUCCGAGUCCAGCCUGCGGCGACACGGCUCCAUGCUGUCUCUGACCUCAGCCGCCAGCGGUUACUCCGCCACCUCCACCUCCUCCUUCAAGAAGGGCCACAGUCUGAGGGAGAAGCUGGCAGAGAUGGAGACCUUCAGGGACAUCCUGUGUCGGCAGGUGGACACACUGCAGAAGUACUUUGACGGCUGCGCCGACGCUUCCAAGGACGAGCUGCAGAGAGACAGAAUGGUGGAGGACGAUGAAGACGACUUCCCAAGCACGCGCGGCGACUUCCUUCACAACAACAAUGGCAGCAAGGAGAAACUGUUUCAGCCGUUCAGCCAGCGAGAAGUGAACUACAUCGACUUCAAGGGAGAAGCCAUCACCUUCAAAGCUACCACGGCAGGAAUCCUGGCCACUCUGUCGCACUGCAUCGAGCUGAUGGUGAAACGGGAGGACAGCUGGCAGAAGAGACUGGACAAGGAGGUGGAGAAGAGGCGGAGGAUGGAGGACAGCUACAAGUCCGCUCUGAAUGAGCUGAAGAAGAAGUCUCACUUCCACGGCCCGGACUACGAGGAGGGGCCAAACAGUCUCAUCAACGAGGACGAAUUCUUUGACGCCGUGGAAGCCGCUCUGGACCGGCAGGACAAGAUCGAAGAGCAGUGUCAGACAGAGAAGUCCCGAGUCCUGAGGUCCAGUCCGGUUCCGGCAGGAGAUGUCUACUCCAGCUCCGGGUCUCACCGCUUCUCUGAAGAGCUUCACGGUCAGUUGUCUCCUCACGACGUCCACAGAUUCAGCUCUGAGGUGGAGGAGAUGGUGCAGAGCCACAUGACCUACUCGCUGCAGGACGUCGGUGGAGACGCCAACUGGCAGCUGGUGGUGGAGGAGGGAGAGAUGAAGGUGUACCGGCGGGAGGUGGAGGAGAACGGCAUCGUGUUGGACCCGCUGAAGGCCACGCACUCGGUCAAGGGCGUCACUGGUCGUGAGGUCUGCCACUACUUUUGGGACACGGCCUACCGCAACGACUGGGAGACCACCAUCGAGAACUUCAACGUGGUGGAGACGCUGUCGGACAACGCCGUGAUCAUCUAUCAGACGCACAAGCGCGUGUGGCCAGCGUCUCAGCGGGACGUCCUGUACCUGUCUGCCAUGAGGAAGAUGGCCGCCGACAACGAGAGUGACCCAGACACCUGGCUGGUCUGCAACUUCUCCGUGGACCACAAUGAGGCGCAGCCCAGCAACCGCUGCGUCCGUGCCAAAAUCAACAUCGCCAUGAUCUGCCAGACUCUGGUCAGCCCACCGGAGGGCGACAGAGAGCUCAGCAGGGACAACGUCCUGUGUAAGAUCACAUACGUGGCCAACGUGAACCCGGGUGGCUGGGCUCCGGCCUCGGUGCUGCGGGCCGUGGCCAAGAGGGAGUACCCCAAGUUCCUGAAGCGCUUCACCUCCUACGUGCAGGACAAGACGGCCGGCAAGCCCAUCCUGUUCUGAUCACAUGACGGCCAGGAGCGUAUCAAACGUGUUGUGAAUGAACUCUGUAGACCUCAUUUGUUCUCCUGACCGAGGAGGGGCAGCCACCCCAGCCUGACCCUGAUGACCUCGGGCGUCGUCUCUGAUGAAGCCGCGGCAGUGCUGACGGAACGACCGCGGGAGUGUACAUAGUUCAGGUCUGUUGCCGCGGAGACGCUCAAGCACCUAGUCAAGUGCCUGGUUCAGCUGCAGCUGAGGUCAGCCGUGGCGACCAGAUGACACACGAGUGACACGCUCACAAAAGAAAUCUCAUUUCAUCAUGAAUUUGCUGACACUCCGACGGAGGAACGUUUGAUUUUGACUUGAAUGAGUUACCUGGUUUAGAAUAAUACACAUUCACUUCUGUCUGAGUUGGUGUUGCAUUAGACAGACUUUAGGACCCUGGGGACACCUGUUCUGACUCCCACAAUCUCAGAUUCUAAUUUAAAAGUCUUAAUGUACAGAGCUGAGUCAUAGAUGAAAUCCAGAUUACAGGCCAGCUGUGAACCACAGUCAGGAUUAAAUGACUCAGCUGUUGCUACUCGACUGGUCACCCACUCGGUGAAAGUGCGUUGAGAGAAACUGGCUUGUGUUGAGAUUAAGAGCUGAGUUGCUUUGAGAGACUCGUGAGUGGGUCGUUUCCGUGCGCAGCAUGAGGUGAAGGACAACGUGACGCAGGUGAAACUCCUCGAGUGGAAAAUGCUGAAAAUCUUCUCACCCAGUCGCAAAUGUCAUCAGAAAUUGUAAAUAAAGUUUGUUGAUAGCAAACGUG
Molecule: messenger RNA, 3017 nt
Organism: Synchiropus splendidus (mandarinfish)
Lineage: Eukaryota; Metazoa; Chordata; Actinopteri; Syngnathiformes; Callionymidae
Product: ceramide transfer protein-like
Exons: 18
Coding region: 311-2227 (638 amino acids)
Biological process (GO): ER to Golgi ceramide transport
Cellular component (GO): Golgi apparatus
Molecular function (GO): phosphatidylinositol-4-phosphate binding
Source: RefSeq, a predicted model, not a curated record